This is a messenger RNA of Mytilus trossulus (common blue mussel), 979 nucleotides long. RefSeq lists its product as uncharacterized. Lineage: Eukaryota; Metazoa; Mollusca; Bivalvia; Mytilida; Mytilidae. The transcript has 2 exons. Bases 8 to 889 code for a protein of 293 amino acids. The record is from RefSeq and is a predicted model, not a curated record.
AGCAGAUAUGGCACAGGUGUUGGCCGUUCCAGCAGAUGUAAGACAUGGAUUUUCGUACAUAGGCCAAUUUAAUCACGACUUCGGUCGAAUUACUGGGAUAGCAGCUACAAUAAAGGGGAAUGUUUUGUUAUGUGACUAUGUUAAGAAGAAUCUGAUAUUAGUUGAUCCUCUUGGAAAUUGUUUACAGAAGCUUGACGUUGACAGUGAACCAUAUGAUUUGGCAAUCACAAGUCAAAAUAUAGGCUAUAUUACACAACCUAACUCCAGAACUGUCCUACUAAUAGACCCUGAUAGAAUGAUGGUACUCUUUAAAGCAACCUGCGACGAACUAAACACAACAGUGUUUUGUGUUUCAGCAGUUUCAAAUACUGGAAGAGAUUUUCCGAAAAAUGUUCCAUGCUAUCUUGGUGUUAACAAGCAUGGUAUGUCAUAUAAAGUUCCUGUCAAUUACGAAAACAUCAGCCUAACAGACGUUACUAAAUAUCCCAAAAUUGGUACACGUGCUGUAAAAUUCCAUGUCCUGCAUGAACGUACCUUCUUAUCGUGUAUAGGAGGCCAAAAUUAUAUCACAUAUAACAACACAUUUUACAACAAACAAGGAAUCGUUGCUGACAUUACAACCAUGGAUACGCCCACUGACAUAUGCUCUGACGACUAUGGACACAUCUAUGUCACUAGACAGGGAUCGAACAAUAUACAUAGACUUAAAUAUUCAGCGAAAGAGUUACCUUUUCUUCAAAUAGAACAUGGUUGCAAGGUUAUAGACAUACCAUUGGAUUCACAACACGGAAUCAAGGAACCUGUCGCCUUGUGCUUCAACCAAGACUAUAGUAAACUUUACAUUGUCAACGAAUGGGGGAAAUCAGUUUUGAUUUUUGAUGUGGUUUAAUGAUUAAUACAAGUACUUUGUUUCAUAUAUGUUCGUACAGUACCAUUUUUGUGGAAUUGCGUUGGUAAAAUUAACAAAUGGAAUGAAAUA